CUUUCUCGACCCCUCACUCAAUAAGCGCCUUAGAUGGAAAUAGUGAAAAUGCUAUGGCGGUUUCCUUCUUCUUCAGAUACUCUCUCUUGCAAUUCCACGCUCUGAAAUUCCUCUCUCCAACUCCUCUCCCCAGAUUCCAUACUUCCAUCUCAGCUUCCAAGAUGAGUGAGGGGAUUGAUGCUGAAGAGAGUGAAGAAAUAAAGGUAGUUGGGAGGAAGAAAAUAUUCGUUGCAGGCGCUACUGGGAAAACUGGUAAAAAGAUUGUGGAGCAGCUGCUGUUGAAGGGUUUUGGUGUUAGGGCGGGUGUUGUCAAUUUGGAGAAGGCGAAAGAUAGUCUUCCAGAGGAUUCAAAUGUAGAAAUUGUGAGGGCAGAUGUUACAGAGGGUUCGACAAAGUUAGCAGAAGCCAUCGGUGAUGCUGAAGCUGUCAUAUGUGCUACAGGCUUUCGAUAUUCAUGGGAUUUGUUCGCACCAUGGAAGGUUGAUAAUUUUGGUACAGUGAACCUCGUAGAUGCAUGCCAAAAAAUCGGGGUGAACAGGUUCAUUCUUAUCAGUUCAAUUCUUGUGAAUGGAGCUGCAAUGGGCCAAAUCCUUAAUCCAGCUUACAUCAUUCUAAAUGUGUUCGGGCUCACAUUGAUAGCAAAGCUACAGGCAGAGAAAUAUAUCAGGAGAUCUGGUAUAAACUACACAAUUGUUAGGCCUGGGGGCCUAAGAAAUGACCCGCCUAGUGGAAAUAUAGUCAUGGAGUCUGAGGAUACUCUUUAUGAAGGUUCUAUAUCCAGAGAUCAGGUUGCAGAAGUUGCUGUUGAGGCAUUGCUGCACCCGGAGUCUCAUUACAAAGUGGUGGAGAUAGUUUCUCGUACGGAAGCUCCUAAACGUUCGUUUGAGGACCUAUUUGGUGCUAUUAGGCAGGAACAGAUCUGAACAUGAUUCAAAAGGUCCAAUCUGGCAUGCAAGGUGAGAUUUUGGAUCUUCUUCUUUCAUCUUUCCAAUGGUUAUCUAUUAUACAUGGCCUCAUUGUUGUGUAAUUCCAUUAUUUUGCCCAUGAAAAGAAGAAAAACCCAAACAUGUCAAACAUAUGAGAAUAUAAACAUUCACCAUGCAGAAAGUCCAAUGUGGUAUGUGAUAUGACA
Magnolia sinica is the source of this 1132-nucleotide messenger RNA. RefSeq lists its product as uncharacterized. The transcript has 5 exons. The record is from RefSeq and is a predicted model, not a curated record. Bases 54 to 923 code for a protein of 289 amino acids. Lineage: Eukaryota; Viridiplantae; Streptophyta; Magnoliopsida; Magnoliales; Magnoliaceae.